Messenger RNA from Marmota flaviventris (yellow-bellied marmot), 5051 nucleotides. It is a transcript of the gene Tmem63c, whose product is annotated as transmembrane protein 63C. The record is from RefSeq and is a predicted model, not a curated record. Gene Ontology annotation, molecular function: calcium-activated cation channel activity. Gene Ontology annotation, cellular component: plasma membrane. NCBI's taxonomy places the organism in Eukaryota, Metazoa, Chordata, Mammalia, Rodentia, Sciuridae.
AUGUCCACCCCAAUGGAGCCCCUGAGCAGCCAUGAGAGGAUACUCAACAUGACAUACAGCGAGUGCUUCCAGUCUCGGAGCACCGUCCUCCAGGGGCAGCCGUUUGGGGGGAUCCCCACUGUGCUGUUCCUCAACGUCAUCUUGUGGAUGCUCGUCCUCGUGGUUUAUUCCUUCCUCCGGAAGGCUGCGUGGGACUAUGGGCGCCUGGCUCUGCUGAUCCACAAUGACAGCCUGACCUCGCUGAUCUAUGGGGAGCAGAGUGAGAAGUCAUCUCCCUCAGAGAUUUCCUUGGAGAUGGAGCGCAGGGACAAGGGCUUCUGCUCCUGGCUCUUCAACAGCUUGACCAUGAAGAACCAGGAUCUGAUUAACAAGUGUGGGGACGACGCGCGCAUCUACAUGAUGUUCCAGUACCACCUCAUCAUCUUCGUGCUCAUCCUCUGCCUCCCCUCCUUGGGUGUCAUUCUGCCCAUCAACUACACUGGCACUGUCCUGGACUGGAAUAGCCACUUCGCACGGACCACCAUUGUCAAUGUCUCCACAGAGAGCAGGCUCCUGUGGCUGCACAGCCUCUUCGCCUUCGUCUACUUUCUCACCAACUUCCUCUUCAUGGCUCACCAUUGCUUGGGCUUUGUGCCCAGGAAGAACCAACAGGUCACAAGGACACUGAUGAUCACCUAUGUGCCCACGGACAUCCAAGACCCAGAGAUGGUUAGCAAGCAUUUCCAUGAGGCCUAUCCAGGCUGCGUGGUGACCAGGGUCCACUUCUGCUAUGACGUCAGGACGCUGAUCGACUUGGAUGAUCAGAGGCGCCAUGCCAUGCGGGGCCGGCUCUACUACACGGCCAAGGCCAAGAAGACUGGUGGCAAGAUCAUGAUCAGGAUCCAUCCCUGCUCCCGCCUGUGCUUCUGCAGGUGCUGCACCUGCUUCAAGGAGGUAGAUGCAGAGCAGUAUUACAGUGAGCUGGAGGAGCAGCUGACGGACGAGUUCAACGCCGAGCUCAACCGCGUCCGGCUGAAGCGUCUUGACUUGAUCUUCGUCACCUUCCAGGACUCCAGGAUGGCAAAGAACGUCCUGGAAGAUUACAAGUACAUCUGUUGUGGUGUGUACCCCCAGCAGUCCUCAGUGACCACCACCGUCAAAUCCUACAGCUGGAGGGUCAUUCAUGCCCCACACCCCAAAGACAUUAUUUGGAAACACCUGUCCAUCCGCCACUUCAAUUGGUGGGCCCGCUUCAUCGCAAUCAACACCUUCCUCUUCUUCCUCUUCUUCUUCCUCACCACGCCUGCCAUCAUCAUCAACACCAUCGACAUGUACAACGUCACCCGCCCCAUCGAGAAGCUGCAGAGCCCAAUUGUGACCCAGUUCUUCCCCUCCGUGCUGCUCUGGGCUUUCACAGUGAUAAUGCCCCUGAUGGUCUACUUCUCUGCCUUCCUUGAGGCCCACUGGACCAGAUCAAGUCAGAAUCUGAUCAUAGUGCACAAGUGCUAUGUCUUUCUGGUGUUCAUGGUGGUCAUCCUACCCUCUAUGGGACUGACCAGUUUGGAUGUCUUCUUCCGUUGGCUCUUCGACAUCUACUAUUUAGAGCACGCCACCAUCAGGUUCCAGUGUGUGUUCCUGCCAGACAAUGGCGCCUUCUUCGUCAACUACGUGAUCACGGCGGCCUUGCUCGGCACAGGCAUGGAGCUGCUGCGCCUGGGGUCCCUCUUCAUGUACAGCACUCGCCUCUUCUUUUCCAGAUCGGAGCCCGAGAGAGCCCACAUCAGGAAGAACCAAGCCAUGGACUUCCAGUUUGGGCGGGAGUACGCGUGGAUGCUGAACGUCUUCAGCGUGGUGAUGGCGUAUAGCAUCACUUGCCCGAUCAUCGUCCCUUUUGGGCUUCUCUACCUGUGCAUGAAACACCUGACGGACCGUUACAACAUGUACUACUCCUUCGCACCCACCAAACUCAACGAGCAGAUCCACAUGGCCGCCGUCUACCAGGCCAUCUUUGCUCCGCUCCUGGGUCUAUUCUGGAUGCUCUUCUUCUCCAUCCUGCGAGUAGGUUCCCUCCACAACAUCACCUUCUUUUCCCUGACCACCCUUAUCAUUUCCAUGCUAAUUGCCUUUUUUGGCAUUUUUCUGGGGAAGCUCCGGACAGUCCAUGACUAUGAGUCCGAGGAGGAGAUCGAGACAGUGUUUGACAUGGAGCCAAGCAGCACGUCCUCCACGCCCACGUCCCUUCUCUACGUGGCCGCCGUACUGCAAGAGCCGGAACUGAACCUGACCCCAGCCUCCUCCCCAGCCCAGCACACCUACGGCACCAUGAACAGCCAGCAGGAAGAGGGAGAAGAGGAGAGCGGUUUGAGGGGCUUUGCAAGGGAGCUGGACUCUGCCCAGUUUCAGGAAGGGCUGGAACUGGAGGGCCAGAGCCAGUACCACUGAUCAAGACUCCAGUCAGGGGCUGGGGGACACCUGGCACGGGGAGGCAGGAGAGUGGCCCGGACCUCCCCACUCCCUCCCACAGACUUUGGGAAGCUCCAGGUGGAGACAUCUGCUGCCCGGCCACAGCCACAUGGAGACCUGACCUGCUGACCAAUUAGAACGGGAGGCUCUGGGCAGUGCCAAGGGAUCCCAGGAUGGGAUGGAGAAGGCCAAUGCCAAGUCUUGGGAGAGAUGGCUGAAACCCAGGACACAGACUGAGUGGUGGGUACCUUCCGGGGUCGAGAUGGAGAAGGUGUGUAUAAGGGAGGAGGCAGGAAGAAGCCCGCCCAGGCUCCCUGGGGUCUCCAUUGCCCCUGCUCCAGCUGUCCUUCAGGGAGCUUCUGCUGCUCCACUCCCAAAAGAGGCAAAGGUAUGUGCACUGGGUGUCACCCCGACUCUGGAGCAUCUCAGCACAGGAGGAUGAGGGGAUCUGUAAAGUCUCUGCACUUACAGCCCCAAGCAGGGGACAGCCGAGACUGCAGACCUGAGCAGAGGUGACUGAGCCCCUUUCUGUUCCUCUGCCCUUGUGAGAUGUCCCCAGGAGCGGCAGGGUGGAGGCCCUUUUCCUACUACUGCUAGGGUAGCUGGGACAAGGUUCCCCGGGCUCAUUAAACCAGACCUGUGUGCAUCCUGGUGAAGGGAGCCAUGGCAAGUUCUUGUGGGUUGAGAUAAGGUGGGGAGGAGCGGAGUCAGAGUUCAAGGAGGGGAGCUCUUACCCCCAAACUCCGGGGCAGUGGGAAAUGGUCACACCUCCCCAAACCCUGGGGCUGAGUAAGAAGAUCCUCAAAGCCAAAGAGAUGGCCACCAAGUGCUUCCCCUGCCUCUCAUCCAUCUUGAGUCCUGGGUCCCCAGCUUGGCCAAGAUGGGUGACAACUAAGGGUAAGAAAUCCAGGCUUCAAAAUGAAGGCACUGGCCAUCCCCUGCCCUCCAAGUAGGAUCCUAAGUGACCUCCAGUGUGGCCCUGGCUAAGACACUGCAGACAAGGGUGAGGAGGGAUGAGGGGUGCAUCUCUCCAUGGAGAAGCCAUUUCUGGUGGGGCAAGGAUGACCUCCCAGAGCUGCCUCCCACUGAGGCUUGGAGGAACUGAAUCUUGAACAAUGCUGGUGACCCUCAGCACCUCUGCCACCAUCCUGGGGGAGGGGGGAGGAGUAAAGGCCUCUGCCUCUUGACAGGCUGCCAUCAGGAUUACCAUGCCAUCAGCAUUACUCAGCCAGGGUCCUGAGUAAUGACCCUGGCUGCAUGUCCAGGCCCUUCUGGGGCCUGGUAAACCACACAAGCCAAGUUGCAUGGGGUCUGCGAGUUCCUGAGCUUCUUGAGCCCCCUCCUCCAUAGGUCUGGCUCCCUCCCUUCUUCCAGCCUGCUGCAAGUGGGCCCAGGUCCCCCUCACCUCAGUGUGUCCACCGUCCCAGGCACAUGGCUCCCUGAAUGCAGAUCACAUAGGCCCAUCCCUAGUCUGACUUUGCCCAGCUUCAAGCCUCACCCCAGGUGAGAAACAGCCACUCGAGGGACCUAGAGCACUAUUUUCCCAGGGCUUAGCCCUGACUUUGGCACGGAAGAUCCUUCCAGAGAGCUUGGGUCAUCUGGGGAGGAAGCUAUCUUCCAUCCCUUCUCCAGCUUGGAAUAAAGGAAAAAGUAUACCCAUCCAGGCCCCAAGCACCCAGAUCCCACAGGAACCUCUCCCCUGGAAUGUCACCCACCAAGGAGGGGAAAGCACCCUCCUGUAGCUGAGUGGUCCAGCCCAGAAGGGAGCUCUGCCCACAGUGGGAAAUGACCGGCACCAGGCCCUACCUGCCCUGGCUAGUGGCUAUUUGAUAUGUAUGGGGUGUGGGGUGCUGACAGAGGCUGGUCUGGGGCCUGUCCUUCCCUGGGCACUACUAGACCUGCCCCUGGCCCUGCAGCCCUGCUGGACUGUUGCUGCUGGUCCUGCCGCCGGGCCUUCCCUCUUCCCCCAUUCCCCUGAAGUCCAUGGAAGCAUCGUAUGGGAAGGGCUCUGCAAACAACGUGGCAGACGGCUGGGGACUUCCAUCUAAAUCUGAGUCAAGUACUGGUGUGACUGUUGAGGAAGUGCCAGAUCUACUUGCUUCUCUACUUUUCCUGGAGACCCAGGGCCAUGGAGAAGGCCCUGCUGAGCAUACUUGACCUCAACCUCCCAUGGUCACUGACUGGGGACCGAGGGGUCCUUCAGCUCCUCACAUGCAUACCACAUCCAGGCCCUCCCUGAGAACUUCCCCUCUCCCACCUCCCCUCCCAGCCCACACCCGUCUUGGCCUGUCUUCCACCAUCCCACCCUUCCCCACCCCAAAUCCAUCCAUAUAAUCCUUUCUGGAGGGAGCUGCCUCUUGGGGACUUGGUGUGGCCUAGAGCCUCCCAGAGGGGCCUCCCCAGGCCUUGAGCAGCCCCGGCCCUGCCUGCCUGGCCCUCAGUUGCCUCUGGAAGCAAAGUGCCUAUCAGCAGCAUUGCGUCCUCUAGGGGCCCUGGAGGGGUUGUGGACUAACCUUGGCCACCACCACUAAAGGAAUGUGCCAGAAUGCUGAACCUUCUUGUUAUCAAUGCUAUGACUGUGCCUUGAAUAAAUAAGUCCUCCCAACCUC